Molecule: messenger RNA, 2091 nt
Organism: Sciurus carolinensis (gray squirrel)
Lineage: Eukaryota; Metazoa; Chordata; Mammalia; Rodentia; Sciuridae
Product: MHC class I polypeptide-related sequence B-like
Exons: 7
Coding region: 341-1480 (379 amino acids)
Biological process (GO): immune response; antigen processing and presentation of endogenous peptide antigen via MHC class Ib; antigen processing and presentation of endogenous peptide antigen via MHC class I via ER pathway, TAP-independent
Cellular component (GO): external side of plasma membrane
Molecular function (GO): peptide antigen binding; signaling receptor binding
Source: RefSeq, a predicted model, not a curated record
GCCAGUUGAGAUCAGGCGAGGAGCCAGCUGCCCAAUCAGGAGCAGGCGCAAGCUGAAGCACUUGAGAACAUCUGUGCCCGGGGACCUCCAAUGUGAUCAAAACAGCUUCUGGCUGGCUGCCAGGCGCCAUCUUUGGGCUCAGGAGCUCACAAGUCCUGGAUCAUCAGCAGAUGGUGACAAGGAACCACAAAGGCACCAAGCAGCUGGGGUCAACCUUCCAGGGUGAUGCUGUGGGGUCCAUCCGCCCUGAAGAUUUGGAGCCCUUAUGUGAUGAAGCAGAGCUGGAGGGUCACAUAAGUAGUUGGGAACAGGGACACACAGUCUUCGUUAUAACCUCAAAAUGAGGUCCCAGGACCACUUUGUGAACUCAAGGUUCUUCGCUGAGGGUCAUUUGGAUGAUCAGCUCUUCCUGCACUAUGACAGUGAGAGAGGCAGGGCAGAGGCUCGGGCACUGUGGGCAGAAACAGUCCUGGGAGCUGAGACCUGGGACUCAGAGACCCAAGACUUGGCAGGGAGUGGGAAAAAUCUCAGAAUGACCCUGGCCGAUAUCAACACCCUGCAGGAGCAGAAAGGAGGGUCUCAUUUCCUCCAGGAGUCUUGGGGCUGUGAGAUGCAAGAGGACAACCGCACCAGGGGCUUUUGGGAUUUCUACUAUGAUGAGGAGCCCUUCCUCUCCUUUCACCCUGAGAUUCAGAGCUGGUCGGUACACAGUUCCUCGGCUCAGACUUUGGCUAUGAAAGUCAAGAAGUACUGGAAAUCAGAUGACAGUCAAAGCAAGAUUUUCUGGGCCCAUGUGCAGGGAACAGUUUGUGGAAGACUACGAAGAUAUCUGAACUCCUGGAUAACCUUCAAUGAGACAAUAGUGUCCCCAAUAGUGACUGUAACCUGUAGUGAGGCCUUGGAGGACACCAUCAACGUGACUUGUGUGGCUUUUGGCUUCUAUCCCCAGAAUAUCUCUCUGACCUGGCUUCAGAAUGGGGAACCCCUGAGCCAGGAGACACAGCAGUCUGUGGGUGUCUUGCCAUAUGGAAAUGGGACCUACCAGACCUGGGUGUCCACCAGGAUUCCCCAAGGACAGGAGCUGAGUUUCAGCUGCCGUGCGAGACACACUGGGAAAGACAGCACUGUUACUGUGCCCUGUGGUGAACUGUGGCAUCCCAGCAGGGCUUCCCAACCAGGGGUGGCUCUACCACUUCACAGUCGAAACCGUGCCUUUCUGAGCACAGUUGCUAUUGGUGCUGUCAUUCUUGCUCUUCUUUGUGUCCUUUGGCGUAAGAAGAGGGAGACAACAUCAGCUGCAAAGAGUUCAGGGCUCAGGAGCUCACAAGUCCUGGAUCAUCAGCAGAUGGUGACAAGGAACCACAAAGGCACCAAGCAGCUGGGGUCAACCUUCCAGGGUGAUGCUGUGGGGUCCAUCCGCCCUGAAGAUUUGGAGCCCUUAUGUGAUGAAGCAGAGCUGGAGGGUCACAACAGUAGAUGAAACAGUGUUGCAACUUUGGGGUGUCCUGGUGCUGAGCAAUAGGGGUCAGUCUGCUUGUGGAAAGAAGUAACUACCAGGUGCUUAUGGACUGUGAUGAUGAGAGUAAGCGACCCAGAAUGUGUGUGAUUCAGAUACCAACAUCUGCCAUCAUAGCUGCAGCCUGAAGCAGGCAGAGUGGUGGGGAGACAGAUCUUCCACCCUGCAUCUUGGCCCUUCCUGGCUGCUGGUCUUAGGGUCUCCAGAGGCACCUGAUCCAGACUUAGCAGGGGCGGGCACCCUCUGUCUGCAGCAAGAGUAGGUCAAGGCCUGCCUGGAAGGAAGAGCCUGGUGAGGAACCUUGGUUGAGUCCUGAUUCCCCCUGCCUGCUUGUAUCCCCUAGGGGAACAAUAGCGAAGUUGGGUAGAAAAUUAACUCAAAUUUUUAUUUAUUUAUCUUUUAAUUUUGGUAGUACUGAGGAUUGAACCCAAGACUAGCACGUGCAUUUGGUUAUCCCGAAGUGUUAUUUGUUAUACCGAAUUUUUAUUUUGCAUAAAUUUUAAUCCACGGUAGUUUCCUCUAACUUAAAAAGUCAAAUAUUUAUGUAAAAAUUUUCAUAAAAAGUAACGACCCUU